UGUUCAGUAUAAAUUCAUCAAGACGACACUGCUCUCUUAACCACAAAUCCCCCUUUACCGAAAUGGACAUUCUGACUCGUGGAACAUUGAAGUCGAAGAUUGAGGCUCUGAGAGAGAAGCUCAAACAGGAGGAUGAGAUUCUGAUGAGGAUGAAGGAGAAAAUAACAGCUCGCAAUGGCAAACUGGCUGCAAUAAAAGCUCUGGAUGAGGAGCUCAAACAGCAGGAUGAGCUUCUGAUGAGGGUGAAGGAGAAAAUGGCAGCUGGCUCUGAAGCCCACAAUGGCAAACUGGCUGUACAGAGCAACAAAGUGGAGGCUCUGGAAGAGGACAAUGUGGCUCCGAAGGAGAAAAUGACAGCUCGCUCUGAAGCCAUGAUUGGCAAACGGGCUGUACUGAAGGCUCUGGACGAGGAGCUCAAACAGCAGGAUGAGCUUGUGAUGAGGGUGAAGGAGAAAAUGGCAGCUCGCUCUAAAGCCCACAGUGGCAAACUGGCUGCACAGAGCAACAACGUGGAGGCUCUGGAAGAGGACAAUGUGGCUCCGAAGGAGUAGGUGGCCCCUUUAAUAAGGGAUUUCAGCAGGGUUGAGCUUGUGGUGACAGGAG
This is a messenger RNA of Paralichthys olivaceus (Japanese flounder), 603 nucleotides long. RefSeq names its product golgin subfamily A member 6-like protein 1. NCBI's taxonomy places the organism in Eukaryota, Metazoa, Chordata, Actinopteri, Pleuronectiformes, Paralichthyidae. The record is from RefSeq and is a predicted model, not a curated record.